Ochotona princeps (American pika) is the source of this 2831-nucleotide messenger RNA. RefSeq names its product BCL2 apoptosis regulator (gene BCL2). The transcript has 2 exons. Gene Ontology annotation, cellular component: mitochondrial outer membrane. The coding region runs from base 471 to 1052 and encodes 193 amino acids. Gene Ontology annotation, biological process: intrinsic apoptotic signaling pathway in response to DNA damage; negative regulation of intrinsic apoptotic signaling pathway; extrinsic apoptotic signaling pathway in absence of ligand. NCBI's taxonomy places the organism in Eukaryota, Metazoa, Chordata, Mammalia, Lagomorpha, Ochotonidae. Gene Ontology annotation, molecular function: protein heterodimerization activity; protein homodimerization activity. The record is from RefSeq and is a predicted model, not a curated record.
AGGGGAUCUGGCUAAAUGUAAGUUUCGGUGGAAACAUUCGAGAUGUUAAACUUUGAGUGCAUUCGAGUAAAUAUAAUUUCCAGGCAGUUUAAGACAUUCUCUGUCUCUCUCUCUCUCUUUAAAGCCAUGUGACCUGUAGUGUGCAUGCUCUGCUUUCACUGGAACAUGCACCUGAUUGUGACUUUAACCAGGUUUUGUUUGUUUUUAAAUCUUUCAGCAUCACGGAGGACAGAGACUGACGUUACGAAUCGUAACGAUAAUGUGCCUCGUGGAAUAAAGAUCCGGACGGAAUCUGAAUAAGAAUUUCCUGCGUCCGCUGCCAGCGGGGAAACACCAGAGUCGAGCGUUCCGCGUGACUGAAGCCACCCCCUUGCCGGAGAAUGCGGCGCGCGCCCGGGAACGCGGCGGGGUUCUGAGCGUCCUGCUCUCCGGCGGGACCGGGCGACGGGGACCGCGCGCCGGAGGCAAGGAUGGCGCACGCCGGGAGAACAGGGUACGACAACCGGGAGAUCGUGAUGAAGUACAUCCACUAUAAGCUGUCCCAGAGGGGCUACGAGUGGGACGCGGGCGACGCGGGUGCCGCCCCCACGCCGGGCGUCUUCUUCCAGCCCGCGCGCACCCCCGCGCCCGCAUCGACCCGGGACGCGGCCGCCCGGACCUUGCCACCGCAGCCGCCGCCUCAGCCGCCGCCGCCUCCCCCGGCCGCGGGGCCCGCGCUCAGCCCCGUGCCACCUGUGGUCCACCUGACCCUCCGCCAGGCCGGCGACGACUUCUCCCGGCGCUACCGCCGCGACUUCGCCGAGAUGUCCAGCCAGCUGCACCUGACACCCUUCACCGCGAGGGGACGCUUUGCCACGGUGGUGGAGGAGCUCUUCAGGGACGGGGUGAACUGGGGGAGGAUUGUGGCCUUCUUUGAGUUCGGUGGGGUCAUGUGUGUGGAGAGCGUCAACCGGGAGAUGUCGCCCCUGGUGGACAAUAUCGCCCUGUGGAUGACUGAGUACCUGAACCGGCACCUGCACACCUGGAUCCAGGAUAAUGGAGGCUGGUCAUGAGAAUAAAUAGUCAUCAGUGGUUCAUACCAAGAUUGGACACCUGAUUCGCAAGUUCCUCCAGGGGUGUAAGUGUGCAGGAACAACACAUCCACAAAGCUCCCCUGGCUCCAGCGAAUGACCUCAUUGUCAAAUUGUAAGCUGCCUAAAGCUUUAAUAAAAAGGUGGGAAAAGUCUGUGGUUUUACCUCUGGUGUGAGCCUCAUCACUCGGCUGUUCCUAUUUCAGGCAUGACUUGAGUGUUUUUUUCCAGCGUCCAGAGGUGGAAUGACAUGUUGCUUAAGUUUACAAGAUGACGAUGUUUCUGUUUUUAUAUUUAGCUAUAAAUUUUAUUCCACUCAUAAACAAACCCACCUUUAACAGCCACGUGCAUCCGGGGAGUUAUUUCCAUUCCUCUUGGUUGGAUUUGGAUAUAUUUGGCCUGGGACAGCACAGCAUUGCCGUAACAUUGGAACAGGAUGCUUUUGCAUUGGUUUGCUGGGCUCAAGGAGUUUCACCAUGGGCCAGGAAACUAAUUUUUAAAAAGAAACCUAGACUCUGAAUUCUGACAAGAUAGGAAACUUUGACCACUUCAUUGUGAAACCGAUCUUUCUCUCCUCUUGUUCACUAAUUUAUGUAUCUGUGGGUUAUUAAACACAUGUGGAUUGCUUAACUGACUUUAAGUGCCUGCACAGAAUGCAACGCAAAUCCAGAAGGGAAACAGCUAAUAUUUUAAGUGGUUUCUUUAAUAAAGCAUAUGUUAAUAAAAAAAUUAAAUGCCUAUCCAGGCACAGCAUGUGAUGCCUUUUUAAAGUGGAACUUCAUGGUGUUUCGUAAGGAAGCAAAAACGGAAGGGAAAUUAUUAUUCAGGCAAAGAGACUGCAGUGAACUUUCAUUAAGCGAGAGAGUUCAACACGGGGCUCCCCAAACCUAGGGCUCUGGGUGAGUUGAGCUGAAUAACUCAGCAAACGCUUCCUCUGUCUUCUCUGGACCAAAUGGCUUUAAAAAUACUGAUCCAAAGUGGUCUUACGUGUCUGAUUUAUUGUCUAUAACUCAACAGCUUAAAGCUCUCAAUGGCUGCGACCGACUGUUACAGCAUUAGUGGAUUGAGAUCAUCAGAAUCUUCAUUCUUUAAGCAGCUCUCUGAGUGUUGGAGAGAUUGAAUUCAGUUCUAGGGGAGAGCAGAUUGGGAUUCCUUGCUCAGGAUGAAAUCCCUGGUUUCCAGCAUAACAGAGAGAAAGCCCUGCCCUCCAUGGACCUGGAUUCCCUUUGGGAUUAUACAUGAUGAGACGUAAGACACACCUACUGGUUACUGAUAAUGUGAUUUGUGGGUAAAAGACCUUUAGGGCUGCAGAGUAACAGCUUCUGAGAUCUCUGUUUCAUGAAGAUGACCCUAAACACAUCUAAGAACUAGGACGUAAUUUCAGCCUUUUUUUUUUCUGCUAAAGAGUGUCACCAAGCUCACACCCAUUACUCGUGAGAGGUUGGCUGUCAUUCUUAACCAGUUUGUUUGAAUAACCUGUAUUCAGUGUAUAGUGAAAUAUGCAUAACAUACAAUAAAAUUUCCAUUGCAGCUGUUUUUACACAGUUUGGUGGCAUUGAUUCCAUUGAUGUUGUUGUACAGCCAUUGUCACCAUGCUUUUCCAGAACUGUGUCAUCUUCUGUAACUGUAAGUCAGUACCUCAUGAGAUUCCUUCUUUCCUCAGCCCACAGGAAACUCUCUUCUCUCUGAAUUUGCUACUUCUAAGUAUCAUACAAGUGGAAUUGUACAAUGUUUGGUUUUUACUGUUCAACUUAUUUUUUA